Molecule: messenger RNA, 3059 nt
Organism: Manihot esculenta (cassava)
Lineage: Eukaryota; Viridiplantae; Streptophyta; Magnoliopsida; Malpighiales; Euphorbiaceae
Product: transcription factor GTE4
Exons: 5
Coding region: 607-2619 (670 amino acids)
Molecular function (GO): protein binding
Source: RefSeq, a predicted model, not a curated record
UCACGCUCAGCGGUCCCUCCUCUCCAAUUGGUGCUUGUAGUCCACGCUCUAUUGCUAGACGUGAGUCUAACGCAGGUGAUAUUUGUCAUGAUACUUCGCGAACACGACUCUUUAAUACACGAAUGCAUGCCAACCGUACACCUGUAAGAUAAGUGUAUAGUGAGGUAGAGAGAGAAAUUUAGAGAGAGAAGUAAAUUUUAGAGAGAGAAAGUCUUUCUAGAGUGAGAGAGAGCGCGAUAGAGCGAAAAAGGAGAUCUGAUAGAACAAAGAGAGAAAGGUAAACAAGCUCGAAACCCUAGCCCUAGUGUUUCUUCCAAUCGAAAAUUUUCCUUUUCUGUAUAUGUGCGUGUAUAUAAACACAUAUUCUGCAGAUAUUUCUCUGUGCGCGUUUGUAUAGGUUUAGAUUAGAGUAGAUCGACAGAGGUUCGAGCUUGCUGUAAGGUUUUUGUUUGUGUUUUGGGUUUUGGCCUAAUUGAAUUCUUAUUUCGGGGCAAAUUUAGGGUUUUCGUUGCUGUUAAUUCAGGGAGGCGAAAAACCCUAGUUUUGGACCAGUCUUGUGAUUCGCUUUGUGUGGAGUUUAGAAAUUAGGGUUUUGGAGUUACAUGUAUGGCUUCGGGGACAAUAGUUGGAGAGGGAGGUGGAAAUGAUGGAGCUAGAGAGAAGCAGAGGUAUACAGAGAGUAAAGUUUAUACGAGAAAAGCUUUUAAAGGGCCCAAGAACAACAUCAAGAACCUCACGACCACCCCUGCCGCCACCAACACCAACACCAACAAUAACAACACUACAAACACUACCACCACCACAAUAACCACCACCGCAACUACAACUGCAAACGACAACCAUAAUGACAAGAAAAUCAGCAGCAACGACAAUAACGACACAAACAAUGAGAACAACUCCGUUCAAGUGACGGAUUUGCAAACCCCUGCUUUAGAAGACACAAAUUCGGCCCAGCAACAGGUCAUUUCGCGCCUGGAUGCCCACUCUGACGAUUCUUCUAGCCUCAAUAGGCAGCAAGGUACGGCAGCUGUAGUCCCAAGUGACCGAGACCUGACUACUGGGAAUGGGGUGGUGAAACAAAGUUUGGACGAUAAAGUAAAGAUAAACUUAGCAUCAAAGUCUAAACAGGAGAUGAGGGAGCUCAGGAGGAAGCUGGAGAGUGAACUCGAUAUUGUAAGGAGUUUGGUGAAAAGGAUUGAGGCCAAAGAAGUGCAGCUUGGUGUUAGUGGGUAUGGUAAUACACGAGCGUCCCUAAACGAAGUUGAUAAUGGAUUAAAGAGGGUUAAUUCAGAGGUAGUGGGUGUUCCUCGUGAUAUUAGUACGUUUAUUCCUACUCCUACUCCUAGGCAGUCCAGGCCUUUGAAUCAGCUUAGCGUAUCAGUGUUGGAGAAUAGCCAGGGUCCAGGUGAAACCUUGGAGAAAGAGAAAAGGACACCAAAAGCAAAUCAGUUUUAUAGAAAUUCAGAGUUUUUGCUUGCAAAAGAUAAGUUUCCACCAGCGGAGAGCAACAAGAAGUCCAAAUUGACUGGGAAGAAGCAAGGGGGAGGGGACAUGGGAUUGGGGUUUGGGACGGGAUCAAAGAUUUUCAAGAAUUGCAGCGCUUUGCUUGAGAAAUUGAUGAAGCAUAAGCAUGGUUGGGUUUUUAAUACUCCUGUUGAUGUGAAGACUCUCGGUUUGCAUGAUUACUUUACUAUUAUUAAGCAUCCUAUGGACUUGGGUACUGUGAAGACGAGGCUGAACAAGAAUUGGUACAAAUCGCCUGAAGAGUUCGCGGAAGAUGUGAGACUAACAUUUCACAACGCAUUGAGGUAUAACCCUAAGGGGCAGGAUGUUCAUAUAAUGGCUGAGGUGCUACUGAAGAUGUUUGAGGACAGGUGGGCUGUUAUAAAGUCGGAUUAUGAUCGUGAGAUGAGGUUUGCUUCCAGUUAUGAGCUGGGUAUUCCUGCACCGCUAUCAAGAAAGGCUCCUCUUUUGCCACCCCCUCCUCUUGAUAUGCGGAGGAUAUUGGAUAGAUCAGAAUCGAUGACUUAUCCUCCUGUUGAUCCUAGACCAAAACCUUUUAUUACAACUCCUUCAGGAAGAACCCCUGCUCUGAAAAAGCCCAAGGCAAAGGAUCCACACAAGCGGGACAUGACUUAUGAGGAAAAGCAGAAGCUUAGCACAAACCUUCAGAGCUUACCUUCAGAGAAGCUGGACAAUAUUGUACAGAUAAUAAAGAAAAGGAACUCAUCCCUUUGCCAACAUGAUGAUGAAAUUGAAGUGGACAUUGAUAGUGUUGAUGCAGAGACUCUUUGGGAAUUGGAUAGGUAUGUUACCAACUAUAAGAAGAGUUUAAGCAAGAACAAGAGGAAAGCUGAACUCGCCAUUCAAGCAAGAGCAGAAGCUGAGCAGAAAGCCCGGGAGAAUAUAUCAGCACCAGUUGUAGCAGAAGCACCACAGGAAACUAAAACAGCAGAUGAAAGGAAUGUUUCCACUUCAUCACCUGUUCAAGUGGAGAAACAGGGAGAUAAUGGAACUAGGUCAAGUAGUUCUAGCAGCUCUAGCAGUGAUUCUGGAUCUUCUUCAAGUGACACGGAUAGUGACAGCUCCUCGGCUUCUGGAUCUGACAUAGGGCAUUGACUAAGGAGUUAAGUAGUCACGUAUCCUCCUGCUGUUUCAGAUCCCAGAAAAAAAAUUAGAGUAGACAUUUGAGUUGAUAGCAGGACAUGAAUUUCCCCAAGGAAUAUGGAUUUUGGUGUACAGUGGAGCAGCAACUAUCCUUCCUGCCUCAGCAGAGUGGGUUAUUUAAUUGGGAAUGAUUGCUUGAAUCAUCAAGUGGGUUAUUUGUGUAGUUAGAAAUUUGUAUAAUAUUUGGGUAGAAUUCGGUGAUUGAUUAGAAUAGAAUUUCAGAUGGUUUGUUUUGUGUACAUGGCUAACUACUGCUGCUCAGUCUUUAGUUUCAGCAACUUUGUUGACCGACUUCUCAUCUUGCAGAUUCAGGUUUCUAUGGUGUUAUACGAAAGAUAAAAAUCUGUAAUUCCAGCCCUUCAAGUGAUAGAUCACAUUAUUUAUUUGCUUCA